GAUGCCCGGGGGGGGGGGGGGGACACUGGCGCUCAUGUAAUGUCCUGUCAGUCCGCACGUCUUAGGUGAGGUCCUGGUGGCGAGGGAGAGCGGGGCGGUGGACCUCUGGAGCGUGGGCAGAGGGAUGCAGAAGGUCCGGGACGAGGACAGUAACCUGUACUUCAACGCCAAGUCGUUGUGGCGAUGGAGCGAGUUCUCCGCCCACCCAAGGGUGAUGGUGUACGCGGACAGGACGGGAGCGGACAUGAGCGACAUCCGGGAGAGUCCGGCCUCAAGUCACACGCUGUUUCGUAUCAGCAACACCUCAGAGUGUCGCAGCGGGGAGAGGGUGGUACUGUCCACCUACCUGGGAGACGUCCACACCUUCCAGCACCUCGUCACAACUCAGUGCUCAGCCUACAUCAUAGACGAGCGGUUCCCCUGCAUUCCCGUGCUCAAGUGGGACCACAUGAUGACGUCUCCGCCCAUGUUCUGUCACGUACUUUGUGAUCCCGCCUCCUCCGGCUCGGCAGUGGGCGGAGCCACCAAGGUGCUGCUGGGCUCCCAGAAAUCUCAGGAAAUCACACUGCUGCAGUUCUCUGGAGGCAGAGCGACGGCCACCUUUAGUCGAGGUCCUCCUCAGGCGCUCCUCCGACCCGGAGACAGUCUGAAACACCUUCCUGUCCAGAUCCCUCACCGCCUGGACCUCACCAGCAGCAGGUUGUCUGCCCCUGCAGCAGGUCUGACUUGUAUCCAGAUGGGGGGGACGGAGGCCGGUGGGGUCGAGUCCAUCUGUAUCCUCCAGCUGACGGAGGCGGGGGACAUCUUCUACCAGAACCUGGAGUCACAGCCGAUGGAGGCCUCUCCACCUCCGGCAGCCGAACCGUCUCCACGACCCGCUCAAACAGCAGCCGCAACUUCAGGGGGGGCGCCGGCGACGUUGAGCGACGAGGACGUGAUUGGACCAACUCCGACCGUGCAAAGGUCAGGGGUCAAAACACUGGAGGGGGAGCAGGACGUGCACUCUGACUCCUCCCAGGACUCAGAGACCCGGCAGAGGGGUCGCUUCAGUGCUUACUCUGGUCUGAAGGUCAUGGUCAACACCGACCCCGAGCUGGAUCAGGGAAGCGGCUCGGACACGGGGGACAAAGACCUGGACGCGGAGGAGACCGGCGGCGCGGAGGAGACCGGCGGCGCGGAGGAGACCGGCGGCGGGGGCCCGGGCGGUGCCGGGCGGCGGCCUCCGCCAAAGCUCAGCGACGGCGCGCUCGUCACGUGGAAACGGUGGCUCCAGAAGUUGGUGCAGAGGAAUCGCAAGAAGGAACCCCCCCGUCGGCGCGGCCGGCAGCAACGGGCCGUCCCGGUCAAGGACCUCCUCCGGUCGGGCGGGGCGGCGAGGGAUCCCGCGGAAGAGGCGCGGGUGCAGAGCCUGCGGCGCGACCUGAGCGCGUGCAUGGCCCAGCGGGCCCUGCUGCUGCACGGUGCGGUCUCCGCCCCCCUGCAGGCGCCGGACCCGGUGGCGGUGCCUUGCGCGGUGCAAAGGGACGGCUGGCUGGACGCCGUCAGCCAGCGUCUGACGGCGUCCUGGGAGGGCGAGGAGGCGUGGCUGGCGUGGUGGAGGGAGCAGCUGGGGCUGAACAGGGAGGACAAGGUGAAGGCGCUGAGGAGAAAGAGGAGGAGGGAGAAGGACCGGAGGAGAGCUGCGGGCCGGCGCAUGGAUCUGUCCAGCAGCUUCACCUCCUCCGUCAGCUACCAGUCGGAGCUGAGCGACUUCUCGGACUGGUCGGGCUGGUCCUCCGGCUUGAGCCAGGGCGCGUUUUCAGACAGCGAGGAGGGACUGCCCCCGGCAGGCAGCUCUCUGGAGGGCGGGACUCCGAGAGCCACGACCCCCACCACACCGCCCGCCACACCAACCUGCACGCCGGUUGCCACGCCGACCGCCACACCAGGUGACCAGCAGGCUACCAGUAACGCCCCGACCCGGACGCCAAGGCGGGAACCCACACCGGCCAAUCAGAGGCGAGCGAAGCGCCCAGCGGACGACUACCUCCGCGCUCUGUUCGCCGCUCAGGACGAGGUCCCGCAGCACGACGGUUACUUGCAGGAAGGGGCGAGCGCCGCGCAGAGCUCGGCACUGCCGCCGCGCGGGGCCCCGUCCGCCGACCUGAGCCACCGCUGGCCGGACCCGUCGCAGGAGCCCGCCCUCUCUCAGCCCCGGCCCGUCUCCCAGAGUGCAAGAGGUCGCCCGGGGUCGUCACAGCCGUCGCAGCGUAAGAAGUCUCGAAUGGGAUUUUGAUCGACUGCCUCCAGACUCAAAGGAGCGCUUAGCUGUGAUCGCCGCUUCCUGUGGCGCGGAUAUAACACGGCGCUCCUGCAGACUGGAUCUAACGGGGAGAAGACUGACUGCAGACCAGUUUGGUAGGACUGAAGACUUAUUUCUGUGUGUGCGCAUGUGUUGUAAUGAUGCCGGUGUCACUGGCUAAUGAACAGCUGAUCUCUGGACAGAAGAGUUCAAAUGGUGGUUGUAGUUAAAGUAGUAGGAAACCUCUUCAAACCGGUUCUUCCCGGCGUAUGUUGUGGUUUUAUUUCACUACUCUCUUGAUGUGAUGUUGAGUUUCUCAGAAGUUUCUCAGUCUGUUUGCUGUAAUGAACGAGAGAAACCUAAAAGCUUUACAGUUCUUCUUCCAGCCUCUGGUUACUGUGACUCAUCUUAGAGAAGAAUAUUGGUGAGAUCUAAACAGAAUGACCCCCAUGUUUGUUCAUAUACAAACCAGUGUCUUAUUUUGUCAGAUGCUGGAGGACAGAGGUUGUUAAUUAUUCAUGUUCACUUGUCAUAUAGUUGCAUUUGUGUGAAGACAAAGAUCUCAGCAGCUUGUUGUGAAACAGACACCGAUUAAAAAAUACAAUUUUUAUAAGA
Messenger RNA from Gasterosteus aculeatus aculeatus (three-spined stickleback), 2896 nucleotides. Lineage: Eukaryota; Metazoa; Chordata; Actinopteri; Perciformes; Gasterosteidae. The record is from RefSeq and is a predicted model, not a curated record.